AUGGCCAUCAAAAAUAAUCUUUACAAGCAGUCACUAGUUAGGAGUGCAAACUCUCAUCUGAACUUGCUGGACCAGCAGUCUGGUGAAAGACGCUGGACUAGAGACUGGUUUAACCCUCCGAAGCCCAAGACGAACGAAGGAGGAAUCGCAAACGGGAUCAAUGGAAUCGUUGGAUCGAGCGCUCCGGAUUCGCAAUCCACCACACCUCAGCCGGUUGCGAUAUAUCCGUUUGAAUUGAAGACGUGGGUAUUGAAGACGGAUGAAGCGAGUGAGCCAAUUGUCGAUGGAGACGAUGACGACUUCAUAGAUUUGACGAAAUUCACAACUGGUGAGCCUACAAACACGGAAUCUGAAGCUUCUGGCUCGCGGACUGAUUCAGGACUGAGUGCAGCUGAUAUAAAGGGUGCUGUUGGCGGGGAUGCCAUUCCUGGGUUCUCUAGCAGUGCUGCUCAGGAGAUGAAGGAGAAAGAGCUACAAAACCAAGCCUCUUUGGACUCGGACAAGGAGUCAUCACAGACACCUGUAGCAACGCCUUCGGAGACACCGGCUGAAACUCCUGCUUCUACCGCAGAUUCGACCCCAGAAGUAUCGGAGCAGGUGGGAACGACAGAGGCUUCGGCGGAAGCCUCUGCUCAGGUUUCUGCUCCAAGUGGAAGUGCUAGUGUGUCUGAAACGCCAUCCUCGCUAGAAAUUGUGGCAGAGCCUUUCGCAGCAGGUGCCCUAGCCGGGGAGACCGGAGAGUCCACAGGUAACUCAGAGUCCCAGACGGACGCCGACGGAGAUGUCCAGAUGAACUGA
This is a messenger RNA of Kuraishia capsulata CBS 1993, 798 nucleotides long. RefSeq lists its product as uncharacterized. Bases 1 to 798 code for a protein of 265 amino acids. Gene Ontology annotation, biological process: chromatin remodeling. The transcript has a single exon. Gene Ontology annotation, cellular component: RSC-type complex; nucleus; SWI/SNF complex. The record is from RefSeq and is a predicted model, not a curated record. Lineage: Eukaryota; Fungi; Ascomycota; Pichiomycetes; Pichiales; Pichiaceae.